Messenger RNA from Culicoides brevitarsis, 3782 nucleotides. Its product is annotated as constitutive coactivator of PPAR-gamma-like protein 1. The record is from RefSeq and is a predicted model, not a curated record. NCBI's taxonomy places the organism in Eukaryota, Metazoa, Arthropoda, Insecta, Diptera, Ceratopogonidae. Bases 514 to 3519 code for a protein of 1001 amino acids. Gene Ontology annotation, cellular component: nucleus. The transcript is spliced from 7 exons.
AUUGUCACGUAUCGACAAUUUUCCUCUUCGCAAUUUUCUAUUUCCAAUAACCGGUGUUAGCUCGUUUCGUGUCAUUCUUGCUCACACUCCAUUUCAAUCGCGUAAUUUUGUGCUGCCAAAUCCGCGUAAAAUCAAAUCUGUGCACGCCCGCUGCGGAAUCCAAUAAGAAAACGAAGAAAAAGUUCUCGUUCUUCGCAAAACAGCCGGUUGUGACUUUUCACCUACGUAGGAAUCUUGACGAGUAGCAAGACGACGAAAAAAAAAGUGCAUCGUAUGUCUACGAGUGUCCUGUUGUUGUUGAAGUUGCUGUACGUGUAGAGAGGAAAAAUUUGUGUGGUUUUGUAAUAACUUUAAUUUUCGCAAAAAGCCAGAUUGCUGGCUGUCUCUUCUCCGUAAUUUAUCUUUGUUUCUCUGUACUACUUUACGCAUUUUCUCGCACACAAAUACACACAAAUCUUCUGGAAAUUUUUGGUUUUGAGACUUGUUUUGACGUGAUCACUAAUUUGGAGCAAGAUGAUAAGUCCGGAGCAGUUGCAUGCCUAUUUGGAAAAGUUAGACAAGGGGGUUGUUGCAGUUGACUUGCUGAAGAUUGGACAAACUUAUGCGCUUAAUUCGGCACAUCAGGCAUACAAUGUAAAAACGGGUGCCAACAUCAAAACUGCGGGACGUUUUCGCGUCGCUCUCGACAUCGAGCAGUGUCUGGAUCGCUUCUACGGCGGUUACUAUUCCGAUUGGGCAUGCGGCGGUCAAUGGAAUCGCUGUUUGCAGUUUGUGCAAUUGCUCGCAUCUGCCUUCAGCACUGCCCACAUUGAAGUUGUUGCCUUUUUCGAUGGAACUCUCAAGGAGAACAAAAGACUUCAGCACGAGCACAACGAUUACCGGCAAAAGGCGUUGUCCGUGUUGAAACACAUCCGGAUGAUCGGGACGCCGCCUCCGAAAGUUUGGUGGCUUCCGCCAUCGGGAAUCCGCACGUGUAUCCGAAACGCUCUGCGAACCGUCAACAUUCAAGUCGUUCAAACGGUGCACGAUCACACGAUGGAGCUCAUCGAUUAUUUCCACGAACAUCGUUUGCACGCGAUUAUCGGGUUGCAUGCGGACUUCCUGAUUGCGCAAGUUUCCCGCUAUUUCAGCUCGCACGAUUUGCGAUUGUCGUACAAGGGCGCUCUCGAAACCAAAGAAAUUUUCCCGUCGAAACUUUUGGCGACGUUGCAACUGAAUCGCGAUCAACUUGCUGUUCUCGCUGCCUUGCUCGGAGGCUACAUUUUGCUCGACGAAACGGCUUUGCGACAAAUUUACAAGAAAAUGAACGUCGAACUGAACACCGACUUCGAGUCUCGAAUUAAAAUGUUGGCGGAUGUGAUAAAAGCAAAUCUUCCUUCAAACGCGACUUCUUUGGACGAUUUCAUCAAAAAAUUAAAUUUGGAGGAAUUUGGGCCGCAAUUGAAGGAAUCCAUCGAGUAUUAUCAACGUCGCGGCGCCUUCAGUGGCAAACGUUAUUUAGGAAAUAAGAAAAAGGCGAUUUUGGCGGAAAAACCCGCUUCGGAGCAAAAAUCGAUCCCCAUGGCAUCGGAAACGACAGAAACUGACGAAGCCACGAAGAAACUUUUGUCGGAUGCGAGUGAAGAUUGUGACGAGCAAAAGUGUCAACAGUCACAAGAUGAACAAACAAAGAGCGAAAAACCGAGUAGCAGCAAGAAAUCUGUCAAAUUCGUUUAUACACUUCCCGCUGAGGUCAUAAGAACGGCUGCGGAACGUCACAAACGAGGAAUUAUGGAUCCCAGAAUUUAUAUUUUGUUGAUCAAAAAGGAGAUUUUGUUGCCGCAACUCUUGGAGGAUGAACAAUUUCGUGAUUUUCCGUCGAUUCAUGAAUUUUAUCGUCCCGCACGGCAAAUGAUCUAUGCGAUUUUGUUCAAUUUGUAUCAUCAAAAGUACAUGCAUCAAAAGGGAGGUCACAACAAAAACUCUGAUGGCAAAGAUUUGUGCCCAAGUAUCGUCAUCAACGAGUGGAUUUGGACCCCAAAGAACGAAUACAAGACUCCCGAGAAAGUCACCGCUGUUCAAAUCAACUGGGCAGUCCCGACAGUGCAACGUUUGUGGUUCGGAACGGCGCACGAGGACAAACAACGUCGCAUGAAGGCAUUUUUGACAAUAAUGCGAUCCGAUACGCCGCUGAUGCUAAACAAGAAUUACGUGCCGCAGCAUCUUCUUGUGCUUGCCUGCGUUUUGCGGUACAUCGUCGCCGAACGUCCCAUCAUGACGGGCAUUGAGUUGGAUGCUUUUAUCGCGACAGCGUUUUCGAGUCAUCUGAUCAACGUGGAUUUCACGCAGGAAAUGGUCUUGCCGAGUGUUCAUUCGCGCGGCGUUUAUUUGGGAACACUUUUCAUGCAGGGCGUCGAAACAGCGCAAAUGGCGAAUGAUGCAUGCGGCGUUCCUCUCCCUUGGUCAAUGACAAAUCCGUGGCUCUUCUUUGACGGAAAAUUGUUUCAUUGGAAGCUGAAAAUGUCAAAUAUGGUUUCGAAUUUGCGUGAGUUGUGCGACGAUUUGGUCGAUGUCAUGUUAAAAGUUGAGAGAUUUAAGAAAGCUGUGCUUGAGGAUAUCGAACAUUUGUUGCCAAUGACGCAAGUUGAUCCAUUAUUCCGUCAAGGAAUCUUUGGACAAGGACCUUCGACGGGACCUUUGAAUCCACAUUUGUACAAAAAUCUGCCUUUGCAAUUGCAGAACGAGCUACUUCUCGGCGGAAAUAGUUUUUAUAACCAAAAAGGGGGACAAGCAUUGUGUGAAGCGCCAUCAACAACUCUCAACAAGAAACCCCAACUGAAAGUCGGCGGAGUUGUUGUCGGUUCAUGGGCACAAGGAGCUCCCAAUCGCCAAUAUAUCUCGUCAAAUCGUGCUCGAUACCCGAUCAACAAGCAACGCGUUCAACGCGGAGGUCGUGUCGUCAUCCAAACGCCCACACAUCAAAAUUCAUACAGAAUUAUGGCAAACAACGUGGGCGGCGGCUAUCAAUACAAUCCCGCUGCUGUCGGAGGAAACGUCGCGAAAGCCAUCGCCGGACAAAAGCUACGCAUGAACAAAAGCCAAAAACAAAACAUUAAAAUUACAAACAGAAAAGGAGGAAGUGCAAUUAAUAAAAAUAAUUUAAAAGGUAAAACUAAAGCUGCUGCAUCGUCGGCGUCAUCUUCGACUGUGACUGAGGAGAAAAAAAUUCUCAAGAAACCGAAUGACGCGGAAAUCGCCAGCUUGACUGACAAAGCGGAGAAAAUGAGUCUGAAAUCGAGCGAAAAUCCCGUGCCGUGCAAAGAAAACGGCAACGUAACAGAGGAUCUUGAAUCGACAGUUGCCAAAGUGUGUGAUAAGGUUUUAAAAGAGGAGGAUGACGAACUAACUACCAAAGGUAUUAAUGGAAACGAAAAUGUCGAAGAUUUAGACAAUAAUGGUAAAAAUUCCAUAAAAACGGGAAAAAGUACACACACAAUCCCCUCUGGAGAUCAAGAAUCGUUAACAACAGACGCUCAAUAGAAAAUUUCGAAAGUAAAAACUCCUGAAUACCAAAUUCUAAACAACAUACAGAGAAAAAUUUAAAUAGUAGUUGAAUUAAAAAUAUCUUAACUUUUUAUGUUGUGUAACAAAAGUAACGUUUCUUACACAAAAAACGUCAUAGAACAGGAUAAAAGUCUAAAGUUUCAUGUUUAAUUAACUUUUUAUCCAGAAAAAUGGAAAAAAUAUAAUAAAAUAUAUUAAAUAUCAAUUUUUAAUUAAAACAUUAUUAUUAUUUAUAAAUA